UGUCUUUUCCAUAAAGAGGAGCACUCGUAUUUUCAUCUUGAUAUGUAAAUCUAUACGAGUAUAUAUUGGGGCGCGAGAGCCUUGUCCACUCUUACCGCUGCCUUUGCUGCUGCUUCUCCUUGGUCGUCUUUUUCUUCCUCGGCACAGCUCACAGCCCAGAACAAAAGCAAACAUGUCAGAAAAAAAGAUGUCUUCCAGCCGCCGGCAUCACUUGAAGAGUUUGAUCCUUUCGAUCGCCUUCAACUGGAUCCAGCAGGAGAAGAAAGAUCUGGUGGUGGCCAAGGAGAACUACUUGGCCGAGGCGUGCCCCAAGCCCAACCUCAGCGGCGACCAAGCAACACUCAUGGACACGUGCAGGAAGAUUAACGCUCUCAUCGACAAAGUGGACGAGGAACGGUAUGACUUGUCAGUCAAAGUCGGAAAAGCUGACAAAGAGAUCGAAGACCUGAAGAUCAAAGUGAUCGACUUGGCGGGCGUGAAGAAGCCAGCCCUGAAGAAGGUGCGCAUGUCGGCCGACGCUAUGCUGAAGGCGCUGCUUGGCUCCAAGCACACAGUCAAUAUGGAGCUCAGGGCCAACCUGAAACCCGUCAACAAGGAAGUCAAGGAGGAGCCAGCAGAGGCAGUGGGCGACUGGCGUAAGAACAUUGAGGACAAAGCAGACAGGAAGAAGAUGUUUGAGUCAUCUUAAAAACAUUUAUUGUAACCAAAGAAAUGUGUGUUGUUUCAUUAAAUGUUUUUCAAAGGAAAAUUUUCAACUGUGGCUGUGUGACUUCCCACCAACACUUCUCAUCCAUUUCACACAGUUAUGAGUAGGCCUUUCUUUUAUAUUAUGGUAAGUGUUUGACUGCGGUGACAGAUUUCUUUUGUGGAGUGAGUGUCACAUAAUGGAUAUCGCAAAAGUCUUUGAAAAGCACCAAAAUCAAUAAAAUUUUUAUCUUGUAAAUCGAACAGCAAAUAAUUUGUUUUCAAUUUGUAUUACCUCACAUGUACAAAAUUUUUAGUUACUUUGAAUUUUGUGGCAAAUUAUAUGAUCAGAAUACCCUCCCAGAAAAAAAAUAAAAUAACAUAAACCGUCACUCCCAGCUUGAUGUCGUCAGAAUUGUAUUUAUUGAUUACGUACCAAAUUUUGCCAGUAUGUGCUAUUCUGUAUUUUAGCCACACGGUGUCAUAAAAACACUUGCUGUUGGUGUCUGUGUUUGAAUUGUUAGCUACUAUGCUUGAU
Molecule: messenger RNA, 1222 nt
Organism: Corythoichthys intestinalis (scribbled pipefish)
Lineage: Eukaryota; Metazoa; Chordata; Actinopteri; Syngnathiformes; Syngnathidae
Product: troponin I, fast skeletal muscle-like
Exons: 7
Coding region: 173-688 (171 amino acids)
Biological process (GO): cardiac muscle contraction; skeletal muscle contraction
Cellular component (GO): troponin complex
Source: RefSeq, a predicted model, not a curated record